Triticum turgidum subsp. durum (durum wheat) is the source of this 924-nucleotide messenger RNA. The record is from the annotation of a GenBank genome assembly. Lineage: Eukaryota; Viridiplantae; Streptophyta; Magnoliopsida; Poales; Poaceae.
AUGGGUAGCGGCGAAAUCUGUGGAGGAUCAGGUGGUGGGAAGCCCAGGCGGUGGCAUCUGAGUGGAGGUCAGCACACCCAGCAGACGUGCAGAAGCAUUGGACGAGAGGAGAGGAGCGAACUUGACGGGGUCGCCCCGCUCCCACAGAAGCACAGGGUGAAAGAUGACCCAUUAAACAGGCCAUAUUGUGGGUAUGAUGGCCAGCCAAUCCAGUGGGCCGUGCCAGGGGUGGUCAAGCUGGCUGACCUAUGUCGGAUCAGGGAAUACAUGCUGCUUCUGUUCGAGACACCCUCUGGCUUUGCAGUCUUCCUUUUUUGUGGGUCACUCAUUAACCCACCUAGAUCUCUGGAGGACAUAUGGCUUAAUUUCGCUGACAGUAACACGGCAAAAGGGGUUGUUUUGCUGAUGGAGUUCCAAACUUUUGAGGACAAGUCCAGUGCCAUUAAUCAGAACACUGGUGUCAGUGAAAGGCUUGCUGACAUGAUCAGGGCGUGGCUCCCUGGUAAGAAAAUGGCAGUCGGAAAGCCUGAAUAUAAGGAAAUCAUUGAAGAGAGAUUGGAAAUAGAAUGCCUGUAUAAUAAACGGGUGAUGGAGGUAAUGUGGGGCAUACAGAAUUGCAUGCCAGGUUUGAUACCUAUAGAAAAAUCACAGCUGGCUAAAGAGGACCGCCUCCCGAUCAUGCGCGAAGCAGGUGCUGUCAUUAAGGAUGUGUCUGGCAUCAGCUGUGAGGGUUGGAGCUUACUGGACAUUGCAACAGCUCUGAAGAUGAUAUGGAAGCCUAAAAAAGUUGGCAAUUCUUCUCUGAAAAUGCAAAAGACCUUUGCGUUUCAUUUCAUUGACAAAGAAAUGUUGAAAGCUCAUGAUUAUAGGAUCUCGAAAGAAGACCUACUGAAAUCAUUGGUUGAGGGCCUGAAGAAACCAUAA